Messenger RNA from Pieris macdunnoughi, 435 nucleotides. The record is from the annotation of a GenBank genome assembly. NCBI's taxonomy places the organism in Eukaryota, Metazoa, Arthropoda, Insecta, Lepidoptera, Pieridae.
AUGAAAGUCACGCGAAACGCGAGCUCACCGCGUACGACUGCCGCAGAUGACCUGAUCAACGCCAAGGAGCAGUUCAAUGACAUCGGCAACGAUAUCGACGACACUGCCGUCGAACUGAUCCCCGGAGUCGAAAUGACCGACAGACAGAUCGAGGCGAUCGCGAGAGCGAAGGAGGAGCGACUCAAGAAGCCUCAGCAACAACAGGCCCCCCAGCCCCCGCCCAAGGAGCCCACUCCUCCACCGAAGGAGCCCACUCCGCCGCCCAAAGCUCCCACGCCACCGCCCAAGGAGCCCACGCCGCCACCACCGGAACCCACCCCCGCAGAACCCGCCCCCGCCGAACCGGCUCCGGCCGAGCCUGCGCCGGCUGAAACCCCGGCUGAAACCCCCGCUGAAGCCCCAGCAGAAGCCCCCGCAGAAGCUCCCGCCGAAUAA